AGAGAACGACACAGAGAGGAGGGGAGAGAGAGGUAUACAGUCCAGGCGUCUCGGCGAGUGUCAGUUGUUUUCGGAGGAGGCUGAGAAGAAAGAAGCGAAGAGACAACAUGGUUCGGUGGUUCCACAGAGACAUCACAGGCCUGCAGGCCGAGGAUAGGCUGAAGACUCGAGGCAUUCAUGGCAGCUUUUUGGCUCGACCCAGCAAGAAAAACGUGGGAGAUUUCUCCCUGUCUGUCAGGGUGGGCGAGCUAGUGACCCACAUCCGGAUCCAGAACACAGGAGACUACUACGACCUGUAUGGCGGGGAGAAGUUUGCCACCCUGUCAGAGCUGGUGGACUACUACACGGCUGAGAACGGCAUCUUGCAGGACAAAGACGGCACCGUCAUCGAGCUCAAAUACCCCCUCAACUGCUCUGACCCCACCACAGAGAGGUGGUACCACGGCCACCUGUCUGGGCCGAAUGCAGAGAAGCUGCUCUGUGUUCGAGACGAGUCGGGGACCUUCCUGGUCAGGGAGUCGCUGUCCAAACCUGGAGACUUUGUCCUGUCGGUUCUGACGGACGAGAAGGGCAAAACUGGAGGAAAAAGGGUCUCCCACAUCAAGAUAAUGUGUCAGAAUGACCGGUAUACAGUGGGAGGUUCAGACUUGUUUGACACGCUGACAGAACUGGUGGAUUACUACAAACGCAAAGGCAUCGAGGAGAUCUCUGGGAACUGGGUGCAUCUCAAACAGCCAUAUUACUCCACCAGAGUGAAUGCAGCAGAUAUCGACAGCAGAGUGAAACAACUGGAUCAGACCACACAGCAGCAGGAGGACGGCGAGGGAGAGAAAAGCAAGGCGGGCUUCUGGGAGGAGUUUGACGCUCUUCAAAAGUUUGAGGCAAAGGUGAAAAAGAGCCGAGAGGAGGGCCAGAGGCCUGAAAACAAGAGCAAAAACAGAUACAAGAAUAUUCUUCCCUUCAAUGACACCAGGGUCAUCCUGCAGGACACCCCUUCUGAUGUAGUGGGUUCAGAUUACAUCAACGCCAACUACGUGAGCAACAACCUGUGGGAGUCCGGAGAUCAGAAAGUUUACAUCGCCACCCAGGGGUGCCUAGCAACAACUGUCAACGAUUUCUGGCAGAUGGUAUGGCAGGAGAAAACGAGGGUGAUCGUCAUGACAACGAGAGAGGUCGAGAAAGGGCGGAAUAAAUGUGUGCCAUACUGGCCGGACCUUCAGAGCUCCAAGGAGGCGGGCCCCUACGUGGUGAGCUGUAAUUCAGAGAGGGAAGCUGCUGAUUACAAAAUCAGAGUUUUGGAGAUUGCUCCUGUGGAUCAGCCAAAACAGUCUCGUACCAUCUGGCACUACCAGUACAUGAGCUGGCCUGACCACGGCGUCCCUCAGGAGCCAGGUGGUGUCCUGAGCUUCCUCAGUCAAGUGAACUCUAAACAGGCUGACUAUCCAGGUGCUGGACCCAUGAUCAUCCACUGCAGUGCUGGAAUUGGUCGAACAGGCACAAUUGUGGUGAUCGACAUGAUAAUUGAGACCAUUGACGCUAUAGGUCUGGACUGUGAUCUCGACAUCCCGAAAUACAUCCAGAUGGUGCGAGAGCAGCGCUCCGGGAUGGUGCAGACAGAAGCACAGUACAAGUUCAUCUAUCUGUCUGUAUCUGAGUACAUACAGACCACCAAGGCCAAAGACUGCGCCUCCAUGGAAACCGAGACAGAGUAUGGAAAUCUGCAACUUAAACACCAACCAGCGAGCAGGAAGGUCUCAAAAACCAAGGAGGACGUUUACGAGAAUCUGUCAAAAGGGAAAAAGGAUGUGAAGAAGCAAAAGUCAGACAAGAAAAGUGGCUCCGUGAAGAAAAGAUAGAAGAAAGUUUUUAUAAAAGUACGUCAUGUUUUUAUAUUUAUGCAGGAACCCUUUUGUUAAAGAAUUAGUUUUUUGGUGGAGACAAAAUAUAAUGUGUGAAAUUAAAGACAAGAUAACUGAUUGACAUCUGAUUUGUCACAUGAAUUCUUGUUUGAAUCGUUUGUUGAGAAUAAAGUCAGAACAUAUGUGA
Anoplopoma fimbria (sablefish) is the source of this 2046-nucleotide messenger RNA. It is a transcript of the gene ptpn6, whose product is annotated as protein tyrosine phosphatase non-receptor type 6. The record is from RefSeq and is a predicted model, not a curated record. Gene Ontology annotation, biological process: protein dephosphorylation. Lineage: Eukaryota; Metazoa; Chordata; Actinopteri; Perciformes; Anoplopomatidae. Gene Ontology annotation, molecular function: protein tyrosine phosphatase activity. The coding region runs from base 108 to 1856 and encodes 582 amino acids. The transcript is spliced from 16 exons.